Messenger RNA from Planococcus citri (citrus mealybug), 2919 nucleotides. Its product is annotated as kelch-like protein 25. The record is from RefSeq and is a predicted model, not a curated record. The coding region runs from base 1081 to 2814 and encodes 577 amino acids. Gene Ontology annotation, molecular function: protein binding. The transcript is spliced from 2 exons. Lineage: Eukaryota; Metazoa; Arthropoda; Insecta; Hemiptera; Pseudococcidae.
UUAAUUUUUUCUUCGACUGGUUCUUGACGUAUUCUUUUUAAUCCUUUUGUUAUUUAUUAAAAGGGUUUUCGAAAAAGUAGGUAGAGAAUGAGGAAUGGUUAAAAAGUAUUGUGACGAUAUCAGUAACAGUGGGCGUAUUUCAUCGACCUUCUGUUUUCAGCUUUCUAUUUCUCUAUUGAAACAAAAAAAUAGAAAAGUAUCGCUACUGUCAAAAGAUUUUCAUUUAUUUUUUGUUCGCUGCAAGACUGCGAGUAUUUGUUGAUUGUUUACCUACUCGAGUUCAUAAGGAGAGGACAGGAAGGACUUAAAGAGAGCAAUUAUUAUUUCCUAUUUAUAUGAUUCUUAUCGUUGAAAAUUCCAAGCAUUUAAGUGGGGUUUUAUUCGCUGCUAACUUGCCAAGUAAUAUUCCUUUAUUUGGCCGUUUUCAGGUGACAACUUCGCUAAUUUAGGUUACAGAAAACUGCAACAAAAAGACUCAUUGACUAUAUAGAUAUGCUUUCUCGAGAUUUAUGUAUUAUAAACAGAAGUAAUCGUUUACUAUCAAAAACAGCUAUUUGAGCUAUUUAUCGUGACAUUACGAUAAUUUGAUCGAACGUAAAAUCGUUUUUCGGAACAUUGGAGGCAUUAGAGCAUCUAAAAAAUUACUCAUUCAUUCCAUUAUCAUCACACAGGUAUCAGCUGAGUCAGCUGAGUGCUUCGUUCGGUUUGUUUACUAACAUUAGCCAAUGAAGCACCCCUCCUAAUCAGCUCAACUUGGAGCAAGAAGUGGAAAAAAAGUUUUGAAUUUUGAAUUUUUUCCUUCAAAAUUUUCAAGUCAACGAAGCGAUAUAUUUCAAUAUAGGUAAAUGUUAAAGUCGUACGAAUUUAAUUACAAAUACGUUCUGUUUCAAUUGCACAAUCAAUACCGGCUGUCAAUCAUAAAAGUACGUAUUUGGAAGAUCAAGUCCGGCCACUAGUUGCAUACUUCUUCAAAUUUCUUCUUUUGAAGAUCAGAUUAUUCAGAUUUCUACCUCUACUUUCAUAAAGUUCUAAGUGAUUGCUGCCGUCUGAGUUCGGUUUCAUAAUUUACAAUUUGGAAGAAUGGCUGGUGCUGCUUCGUUCGAAGAAAUAAAACUGGAUAUCCUCCAGAAUGGUACUUACGAUACCAUGAACAAAUAUAGAAAAGAAAAUCUGUUUUGCGAUGUGUCUCUCGACAUCAACGGUACUCUGUUUCCUUGUCAUCGUCUCAUUUUGACUGCCUCGUCUGAAUACUUUCAAGUAAUGUUUAAUGACAAUUUCAAAGAAAGCAGCUUGAAAGUCGUUCCCAUGAAGGAAAUCGAUGCCGAAACAAUGGAAAUCUUGCUAUCCGCUAUGUAUACCACGCGAAUUCGUUUGCUUCCAGAAAACGUGUAUUUCGUAUUGAAAGCAAGCCAUAUGCUCCGAAUUCAUGUGAUUUUCAACGCAUGUGUAGACUGCAUUAUGAAAAACGUCCAUCAUAUUCAUUACUUACCUGAUACGUGUUCAUUUGCGAAAAGUAUCGAAGCUGAAGCUGGAGAAUUAUAUGAUAAAUGCGUAGAGAGCUUAGCAUUGGCCAUGUUUUAUUGGGAAAAAACUGACGCCUUUUUGCAUCUUUCCUACGAUAUAUUAAAAGAAGUAUUAUCAAAAGUGAAAUCCAUUGAUGACAGUCGCGAUGAUGACCUACUCCCUGUAAUCAUAAAAUGGUGUAAAUAUAAUUAUCACAUUAGUACGAAGGAUAUUAGGGUACUUAUGCGGACUUGUAAUUUUAGCCCAACACUCAGAUUUGCAUUGGCUGAAUUGAUAGCUGCUGCGAGAAGUAAAGAUGACGAUGAAAGUGCGGAAGAUGAAAAUCAAUCAAAUAAUUGUGAUUUUAACUUGAAUCUUUAUUUGUAUGCCGUUGACGUAAAAAGUGGAGCUAAAGGAUGGGGAUCGCUGAAGCUAGAUGAGUCAUUCAGCAAUUACACACUAUCAAACUUUCAAGCCAUGGAUCCUUUGUGUCGCGCGAGAAUUUGUUCAGUGGGACUGAAGACUUACUAUUUCGAACGAUAUUUUUCAACUGCAAGAAAACCGUAUAUUUUUUCUUGUUUUGAAGACGGUAGCAGAAUAGAUUUGCAAGUGCCAAAUGAUCUUCAUGUUUAUAGAAGUUUCAAAAUGUUAGCGGUUGGAACAGUGAUUUAUUUCUUCGAAGGCCGUUACGGUUCUAACAAUAACAUCUGGGUUUACAAUUGUGAACUAGACACGUGGCAAAACAACACUUUUCAAGUACCCUCACAUGGUAAUUCAUCGAAAUCAGUUUUGUGUGAUUAUUCACAUUGGUCCGAUGUUACGUAUUUAGAUCAUGUUAUUCAUGUUGUUGGGUGUAAAAAACGUAACUCCACGUCUGGUGAUAGAUAUAUCAUGUCAAUCGAUACUCGUGCUCCUCAGAUCAAAAAUUUAAUCACAUUCCCAAGCCCUUUUCAACAUGAAAGUGCAGCCGUUUGCGCAUUCGAUGGAAAAAUAGCGAUUUCAGGCUCCAAUCAUGAUGGUACUUUGCAUAAUACCUUUAGUAUUUUAGAUGUGACAGCCGGAAAAUGGAGAACUGAUCUGGAGCCCAUGAACGAAGGCAGAGCAAAGCAUAAGCUAAUUCAUCGUAAUGAGUUUAUCUACACUGUGGAAAAAAAACCAGUCAUUAUUAACAAUGAGAAAUAUGAUGUCAAGUUGAAUACGUGGAUCGAGAUCCCAAAGUUACCGGAACGAGCUGAGUUCGUUAAGCCUGAUGGCGUUAGCAUGACAAUAGGUUUUGGUGAUCUAAUUAAUGCUGAAUCCAUUCCUCUGUAAGCUGUAGGAUUGGUAUAUUUUCGUGUUAUUUUUACCACAGUCAUUAAUUUAGUCUUGAUAUUGUUCUGUUCUAUUUUGAUUGAAAAUAAAAAUUAAAAAAAAAAA